GAUGUCGUCAUGGGAUCUGAAGGCGUCACAGCAGACUUUCAGCUUAUUCAGAACAAUGUUCAUCAGAUCGCUUCGGGGAACGAAGAAGCUGUCCGCUUUGAAGCGGAACAAAGGCAUCGUGAGACCAUGCACUCUACUAUUCAAGCCUUAGGUUCGCAAUGUAGAGUUGCCAUCGAUCAGAUGAGGGAAGUGUGCGACAAGCAAGUCCUGCCUAUGCAGGGUCGGAUUAACUUGUUGGAAAGGCAGCUGGCUGAGAGUCAGGCCAAAGUUGCCAGCGCAGACAGCCUACAUCAAAAGAGAAUGUCGGAGCAGAAGGCAGAAGCAGAGAAGCUUCAUUUGCAGAGGAUGAACGAGAAGAUGAGUGAGCUGGAAAAGAUGUUGACAAGAUGGUGGAGGAU
This is a messenger RNA of Durusdinium trenchii, 398 nucleotides long. Lineage: Eukaryota; Dinophyceae; Suessiales; Symbiodiniaceae. The record is from the annotation of a GenBank genome assembly.